CCCGAGUUAAACUGCUUAUUUGGCCCAGCAAGAUAAUUCUGCUCGGGAGAAGUGGGCAUCCCAAGUUCCACUCGAGACCGUCUACGUGUAUUUUCAGUCGAACGGGGUUUGCUUUGCUUCGGCGCCGUGUUCGUUUUGGGGUGACUUCGGUGGCCAUCCCUCGCCCCGCUAGGUCCUGCAACACGCGUGUGGGUCGCCCGUACCGGCCGUGACUCAUCCCGGAGGUGGGCUCUCAUUCGCUCCCGCAUCUUCUGCUAGAAUAAGCGGAGGGUGCGCUGGCUGUCCUCGUGUAUCCCAGAAUGCCGCGCUGUCCCGUAUCUCCUGCUCAGCCCGCUGGCGCUGGCGGUGACACAGCUGGCGAGCAGAGAGCGGACUGAGCUGCAGCCUCAUCAGCCGAGCGGGGGGACACGGGAUACCCGAAUAAUACGCCAUGACAACCGAAUCGGGAUCAGACUCGGAGUCCAAGCAGGAUCGGGAGCAGGAGCCGCAGGAAGGCGCCGGAGCAGGCCAGCCGCCCCCAGCCCAGAACCAGCAGCCCGACGGAGAGCCCUUCCCGGCCGCCGCGGCACACAGCACUCCUGUCAGGAAGGAGCAGAACGGAGACGGAGACGCAGAGGCAGCUCCACUGGGGAAGCACGAGUACCAACAAUUCGAGGACGACAAGGCGUCUCAGAAGUCGUCGUCGAGCAAGCUCUCCAAGUCCCCGCUGAAAUCCGUGAAGAAACCGAAGAACAUGCAGUGCAAAGUCACCCUCCUCGACGGGUCCGACUACACCUGUGUUGUGGAGAAGCGCUCCAGGGGCCAGAUGCUUUUUGACAAAGUAUGUGAACAGCUCAACCUCCUGGAAAAGGACUACUUUGGUAUGACGUUCCGAGACAUGGAGAACCAGAAGAAUUGGUUGGACCCUGCCAAGGAAAUUAAAAAGCAAAUAAGAAGUGGUCCUUGGAACUUUGCCUUCAACGUCAAGUUUUACCCCCCAGAUCCCUCACAGCUUUCUGAGGACAUCACAAGAUAUUACCUGUGCCUGCAGCUGCGGGACGACGUGGUCUCGGGGCGCCUGCCCUGCUCCUUCGCCACGCACACCCUGCUGGGCUCGUACACCGUGCAGUCGGAGCUGGGCGACUACGACCCGGAGGAGUACGGCACCGAGUACGUGAGCGAGUUCCGCUUCGCCCCCAACCAGACCAAGGAGCUCGAGGAGAAAGUCAUGGAUCUGCACAAAAACUACAAAGGAAUGACUCCUGCUGAAGCAGAGAUGCAUUUUUUGGAGAACGCCAAAAAGCUGUCUAUGUAUGGAGUGGAUCUCCAUCAUGCCAAGGAUUCUGAAGGAGUGGACAUCAUGCUUGGAGUUUGUGCCAGUGGUCUUCUGAUCUACCGAGACAGGCUGAGAAUAAAUCGGUUCGCUUGGCCCAAGGUCCUCAAGAUUUCUUACAAAAGGAACAACUUUUACAUUAAAAUCCGGCCUGGGGAGUUUGAGCAAUUUGAAAGCACUAUUGGCUUUAAAUUACCGAACCAUCGGGCUGCUAAGAGGCUGUGGAAGGUGUGUGUGGAGCAUCAUACAUUCUUCAGGCUGGUGUCUCCCGAGGCUCCGCCGAAGAAGUUCCUCACGCUGGGCUCCAAGUUCCGCUACAGCGGGAGGACGCAGGCCCAGACGCGGAGAGCCAGCUCCCAGAUCGUCCGGCCCGCUCCCUACUUCGAGCGCUCUUCCAGCAAGCGCUACACCAUGUCGCGCAGCCUGGACGGGGCCUCUGUGAGUGAAACCCACGAAAUAUUCAUGAAGAAUUCCAUGUCCGCUUCAGAGGUGGGCACUGCCCAGUACGGGACGGCUAAGGGCAUCGCCACUGGCGACCUCAUCACCACCGUCACCCCCGAGAAGAAGGCGGAGGAGGAGAAGGCCGAGGAAGAGCAGGAGCAGCAGCAGCAGCAGGAGGAGGAGGAGGAGCAGGAGGAGCAGGAGGCCAAGGAGACGCCGGCAGAGCCCACUCCUGUCACUCCCAUCAGACAUGAUGCGAAGCUGUCGCCUUCAUUCCAUUCCCCCGACCCUUUCCGCAUCCACUCCUCGCUCCCCGCCUCCCCUGUCCUGCCCGCAAAGCUCCGCCGGAGACGCAAGGAGCGCGCUCGCCCAAGAGCGGCGUCCGCCAGCCCCGCAAAAACGGGCGCCUGGAGCCCACCGGGGCCGCCGGAGCUCGAAAGGAAACCCGGCGUUUUGGAGGAGCCGGCCCUGGUGGUUUCGGGCUACACGCAGAAAAGGGCUGGCCAGGGGGGGACCCUGUUUUCAUUCUCCUUGCAUCUCCCUACUCUCCCCUCCUUCUUGGAUGACGAUGGCUACCUUUCCUUCCCCGACCUCUCAGAAAUGAACUUCCUUCCUGAAAGCGUACAACACUUCCUGCCUAUCCAGUCCCCCUCCCUCAUCCCCUGCUUCUUGUUCAUCUUUUUCUUCCUGCUGUCGGCCUCCUUCUCUGUUCCAUACGCUCUCACCCUCUCCUUUCCUCUGGCUAUGUGCCUCUGCUUCCUGGAGCCCAAGGCGGCCUCAUUGAGUGCCUCACUUGACAAUGACCUGAAUGACAGUUCAGAGGAAGAGACCGACAGCGAGCAGACGGACACUGCUGCUGACGGGGAAACAACGGCCACAGAGUCGGACCAAGAGGAAGAAUCUGAAAUAAAGCCGCAGAAUAGUUUCAUAGGACGAAUAAAAGGGGAAAAUGUAUUUGUCAAACAUAGUAAUCUGAUGUUGGAGGAAACAAUUACGGCUCAAGAAGAGCUUGUGAAACAUCAAACUAACAUCAGUGAAUUGAAACGCACCUUUUUGGAAACGACUUCGGACAGUGCAGGACUUACUGAGUGGGAGAAGAGGCUGUCAACAUCUCCAGUCCGGACUUCCCCAAGGCUGGAAGAUGCUCCAAUGAUUGAACCCCUUGUGCCUGAGGAAACCAAAGAAGAAGUCAAAUCAAAGGUGGGCGAACUCCAUGCCGUCCAGUACAGUCACUUGGAAAGCUCGUCCAAGCCAGAGGACAAGACUGUCCGAGAGGCCUUGACUUCUGGCUCUGUCGUCUCCUCUUCUCGCCAUAUUAAGAUGCUGAAAACUAUUCCAUCAUCCCUUGAGGAUUCUGAUGAGUGGGUUAUUGUAGACAAAAUGCCUCCUAAAGUAGCUGCAGGUGAAAAGAAAAACAUUGUGACCUAUAAAGUAAUGGCAGUGACCAGUACGUUGCCUGGGGAAAAGAGCGCUGGCGAGUUCAAAACACUCGAGGACCUCCGGAGUGACAUGAGGUCUAAGGAAGAAGAGAUGAAACAGAAAACGUACACCUUGGGAAAAUCCUAUGACACCACAUCUGGGAAAAUUGUGACAAUGACAACUCGGGCCAAAGACGGUGACAAAUCCGUUCAGUUCACCUCCCAGGACCCGAAGAGAAAGGCGGAGCGCUCUUCCCCCGCGGUUAAGAUCAUUCCCGUGUCGGCAGAGUAUGAGAUUCUGGACCCCUCUGCCGAGGACAAGCCUUUGACAGGAGACAAGGGGACGCUUAUCGUAAUCCAGGAAGCGGAGAUGGCCUUGGGCUCAGAUGCCUUUAAAGUGAGUGGGAGGAAAGGCGGGUUCGAGGGGCGGAGUCACGAGAUGGGAGGUGGCCAGCAGCCCGAAGGAACGGUCCUCGUGAUGGAGGGCGUUAUGCCGACCGACAAAACCCUGGGGCGGUGGAAGGCUCCCGGGGAAAAACAGUUUACUGUCGCUACUGCUCGCUAUGUCACAGAGUCUUCGUCUGCUUCAAGAACGGUGACUAAACAGACUGGUGAAAUGCCCUUGGAUAAAGACAUCUCCACUUUAAUAGAGUCAGCAAGAGAUCAAAUCAGCAGUAUGGGAUGGGCCACUUCUGCUUCACAUAGUUGGGCUCAGUCGUCGGAGACGAAGGUGGAAAGGGAAAGCUUCGCCAGCACGCUGAAGCAAGAUUUCCUCCAGCAGGAGCAGGCCGUGACGAAGACGCUGACAGAGGAGAAGCCACUGGUUGUGAAAACGGAACCUGUAAGCUUUAUCACUUCAACACUGGAGGAGAGAGGAGAAAUAGCGACCAAGGAUGUGCCCGUAAUUCACACAGAAACUAAAACAAUUACAUACGAAUCCUCCCAGGGAGACACCGCGGGCGAUGCUGAGCCUGGGGUGUUGAUGAGUGCCCAGACCAUCACUUCAGAGACCACAAGCACUACCACUACUACACAUAUCACAAAGACUGUGAAGGGCGGCAUCUCGGAAACAAGGAUCGAGAAGAGGAUUGUCAUCACUGGCGACGCCGAUAUUGACCACGACCAGGCCCUGGCUCAGGCAAUUAAAGAAGCCAAAGAGCAACACCCUGACAUGUCAGUGACCAAAGUAGUGGUUCAUAAAGAGACAGAGAUCACGCCAGAGGAUGGGGAGGAGUGAUGGCAGGAUUAAAGCCUACACUUCAGAGGAAAUGUUUUCACAUCAUUAGGAAUAAAGGAUGCCUGUGUGGAGUCGGCUUUGACUUCACAAGCCAAUACUCACUCUCGUUGCAUUGGAGCACAUUAUAGAACUAAUCACCUUCCACAGUCAUGUUAUGGACACUGGCUUAAGUAACUCAAUCAAUCAAAUUAAGUAUUGGAAAAUGCAUAUUGCAUGGAAAUGAAGCAAUGCUGCAUUGGUUUUUUUAAAAAAAAAUGUAGAAAAUUAAAAGAAUAAUUAUCCAGGUUCUUAAUAUACUGUACCUGCACGGUCAUGCAAAAGGCAGUGGAAUUAAAUAAUUAAAAUUUUUACUCACUGCCUUAGAAAGUAAUGAGAGAGAAAAAAAAAUAAUUUAAGUAGCUACAUUUUAUUUAUGAAACAAAAUCACCCCAAAAAUACUAUAGGCUAUACGUGUUAAGUGCAUAAUAUUUAACCAUGCAUUAGAUGUGCCAACAACAUUACUGAGCUCAUAUCUGUUUACUCUCAACACCUUGAACCUUGUAACUGGAUUCUAUCUGAUUUUCCUAAUAUUGCCUGCUAAACAACAGUGAACCUUAACAUUGUAAAGGACAUAAUAUGGUACAUACAUGUGCUUCUUAGGCAGAAAGAUACUGUUCUUAGAUCAUGAGUUAGUCAUUUUUACUUAAAUCAUUGAAUUUUUUUCCACUAAAUUCCAUUCUAAGCUGUGAAGGCUCAAUAUAGAAUAUUUCUGUAUUAGAGAAAGAAAGAUAAUCUCUGAAUAAGAUUGUGCUGCAGGAAGAACAGACUGUGUAACAUAGCUUACAUUACGAGUAUGUUUACUUGAGACUGUAUAUCGAUUUUGUUUAUCAUCACCUGUCUAGUCAAAGACAAUAGCUGUGGAGUCCCAGAAUUCACUUGACAUUCACUUCGUAGUGACACAGCCAAGCCUUAAACUGUACAGACGGGACCUUCCAGCCAGUUCUGAAUCUGCAUUAGUGUUCAUGGUAUCUAAUGAUCUACAUGAAGGAUAUUCUGUCCCCAUCCUGUCAUCAGCUGCAAUAUGAUACAUGUUGAAUGUGUGUUUCCGCAUUAGUGAAAUAAAAGUGGUAAAUACAUUUAAAAGAAUGUGUGUUUUCUUCUUAAUAAAAUAUACUGAGAAACACCGUA
This is a messenger RNA of Lepisosteus oculatus (spotted gar), 5575 nucleotides long. It is a transcript of the gene epb41l3a, whose product is annotated as erythrocyte membrane protein band 4.1-like 3a. Lineage: Eukaryota; Metazoa; Chordata; Actinopteri; Semionotiformes; Lepisosteidae. The record is from RefSeq and is a predicted model, not a curated record. Gene Ontology annotation, biological process: cortical actin cytoskeleton organization. Gene Ontology annotation, molecular function: structural molecule activity; actin binding. Gene Ontology annotation, cellular component: cytoskeleton; plasma membrane.